Molecule: messenger RNA, 919 nt
Organism: Seminavis robusta
Lineage: Eukaryota; Bacillariophyta; Bacillariophyceae; Naviculales; Naviculaceae
Source: the annotation of a GenBank genome assembly
GUUCUGCGCGUUGGGCUGCUCACUGUUGGAUUCGAAGAGGCACGGAUUGACAGCGUCAAUGCCAAGAAGAACAUGGAGCGCUUUCGAACCCACUUUGCGGUCAAACCGGUUGUGUUAUCUAUAGUUUGGAAGAUGCUGCUCACCACUGAUCAUGAAAACGCAUGGAUAUCCCCAGACGUCGCGGAUUUCAAAAACUUUCUGAUGGCAGUGAAUUUUUUGGCGUGCUACCCCACUGAGAAUGAAGGUGAAGCUCGGUUUGGUGUGUCGGACUUAUCGCAAAUGGAAUUGGUUCUACGUAAAGAAGAUUGCUGCUCUCAAGAUCAAGAUCAUCAAAUGGCCGUCUCGGUGGAACAACCCCAACAAUACACAUCAUCCCAAUGCCGAAACAACCUUCAUUAUCUCUGUUGACGGUGUGCAUUGCAUGAUUGAGGAGCCCACUCAUCAAGAGUUUUCCGAAAACAAGCAGUAUUACUCUCACAAAUUCAAAAAAGCAGCCUUUGAUUAUGAGGUUGCGCUUUCCAUUUUUACCAACAAAUGUGUUUGGAUUGAGGGACCAUUCCCUGCGGCGAAGCAUGAUAUCAGCGUCUUUCGCUCCAAGCUCAAGAAGCAGAUGGAAGAGAAAGCUCCCGGUAAGCUAGCCAUUGGGGAUAGAGGGUACCGCGGGGAACCUGAAUUGAUUUCUACACCCAGCUCACAUGACAACCAGGAUGUUCGUGAUUUCAAGGGACGAGCCAUGUCUCGCCAAGAGACUUUCAAUUCGAGGAUUAAGAACUUUGCCGUGCUCGACAUCCGUUUUCGACACGGCCAUGACCGAGCUACGGUGGGUGACGUGGCCGCCAAGCAUCAAGCAUGUUUUUUUGCUUGUUCAGUGCUCGUGCAGGUGGAUAUGGAUAACGAUGGCCCGUUGUUCUUUGUCUAG